Molecule: messenger RNA, 1069 nt
Organism: Dendrobium catenatum
Lineage: Eukaryota; Viridiplantae; Streptophyta; Magnoliopsida; Asparagales; Orchidaceae
Product: U-box domain-containing protein 17-like
Exons: 3
Coding region: 95-1054 (319 amino acids)
Biological process (GO): protein ubiquitination
Molecular function (GO): ubiquitin-protein transferase activity
Source: RefSeq, a predicted model, not a curated record
GAUCACACCAGAAAAUGACAAGAUAAAAGGAAACUAUUGUUGCUCAAGCACCUCAAGCAUCCUUGAAGCUGAAGAAAUCAAAUAUGGAAGUAAAAUGGUUACCAAAAGACAUUUUCAUGUUAGAAAGUGUGAUCCACAAGAAAACGAAAAUGUGCUUAAACUGGGAAAAUUGGCUAAAGCAGCCUCUAAAUUGCGGGUAGCUGAUGAUCAUUCUGAUGAUGCAAAUACCUAUACCCCAAAGCAAACUAUUGAUUCACCAGUGUCCUAUUCAGAACGAGACGAGAUGACAGAAGUAAUACGUACAAAAUUUGUGGUGGAUGAAACUGAUAUCACCAAUGGGCUUUUUGAUUCAUGCUCAUUGAAGGAAAGGCCCAGUGAGAUUCUGUUAGGGCACCUUGAAAACAAUUACCAAGAUUCUUUGUUUUCAAGAAUUCCAGGAGAGUUUAUCUGUCCUUUGACUGGCCAGUUAUUUAUGGAGCCUGUGACAUUGGAGAGUGGGCAUACGUUCGAGCUAGUGGCUAUCAAAGACAGAUUUAAUCAAGGCAACAGAACCUGUCCUGUGACUGGACAAACAUUGAAUUGUUCACUUAUUCCAGAUACUAAUAUGGUGUUAAAACAUGUUAUCCAUGGAUGGGUGGCAAAUUGCUUUAGGAGCUCCAUCUCUCUUGCCUCAAAGAGCACAUUCAGCCCAUUGAAACAAGUUCGCAACUACAAAUUUGUAUUGUCUGUAUUAAUCAUUGAGCAGAUACUGACUGGCUUUAGCUUAAAGGAAGGGAAGGAAAUCAUUGAGCAUCUUAUUUCUCUUGGAGGUCUGCAAUUUCUCACCAAAAUGUUGGAAAUUGGGAAUUUGGAAGAGAAAUCACGAGCAGCUGAACUUUUGGCUAUGUGCAUACAGGCUGAUGGAUGCUGUAGGAAUCACUUGGCCAUGAAAAUCAGCAAGUUUUCUCUCCUUGAUCUCAUCCAUAGUAAGCAAGUUCAUGCAAGAACCUGUGCAGUGUCGCUUUUGAUUGAAUUAAUCUGUCUACACAGGUUUGUGAGUUAUAUUUGCUUUUAAUUUGAAAAUAUUUAA